This is a messenger RNA of Staurois parvus, 517 nucleotides long. NCBI's taxonomy places the organism in Eukaryota, Metazoa, Chordata, Amphibia, Anura, Ranidae. The record is from the annotation of a GenBank genome assembly.
AUGCAUCUCCUAUAUGUGUGUUCAAUUUUUAGUGAGUUUUGUGGAGAAAAUUUGAGCAGAUGGAAGUUUAACCGGGCAGUGAACAAACUGAAAUUCUAACAUCUUAUAUCUGUGUUUUUCGCAGCACGUGGACUUGGACCUCCUGCACCCACUACAUACACUCAGGAAUCUCAUGUACUUGGUCAGUCCAGACAGUGAAAACCUGGGAAGGUCCGGGCCAUUUGAAAUUAGCGCUGAUCUGGAAGACUCUAUGGAAUUUGUAGAUCCAAGCGGAGCCGGCGAGAGUGAUGAGAGUGGAGAUGAGCAUAUAAGUGAUGAAGAGACAGAUUUAGGAACUGAUUGGGAGAACCUGCCAAGCCCCAAAUUCUGUGAUAUCCCCUCCCAGCCACUUGAGAUGUUGGACAGUCAGAGUACAAUGAUGUCUCAACCUAUAGCCAGCAGUAGUGCGGGAGGUAUGAUUUCCUCUGCUGCCGCUUCAGUCACCUCGUGGUUCAAAGCAUACACUGGUCACCGUUAA